AUGAUUAUCAACAAAGUGGACGAAGAGCUGGCGCUGGCGGAAAACACUAUGAAAAGGAAUCAAGAGGCUGUAGAACUGGAUCUCAACACGGCACCAAGCGCAAAACGCAGAUUGAUGGAGGUUGAUGCUGCAAGUAGCUGCUUGCAAGGAGUUUAUAAUGCCGACUUCCAGCAUCUCCGAUCAUCUAGCACAAUGCCACUUAUACGUGCAGACUGGCAAUCAACGCCGGCUCCAGCCGAAAGUAGCGUCGAAUACCCGACCAUGGAAACCAUUAUGGGUAACUCGCCCCAGGGAGUGUCCCAUCCCGAAAUUGGAGAACCGACAGCAGGAUUCGACAACUUGGACUAUAUCGCACCCGUAAAUAUGAUUAUCAACCUUCCGCCAGCAUUCCACCCGGCAUGGCCCGGAUGGACAUGGAAUGAAAAUAGAGAUUCAGCCAAUGGAGGCACGGACAGUCAUGUAAUUAGCGAGCAAAUCAUUUAG
This is a messenger RNA of Metarhizium brunneum ARSEF 3297, 483 nucleotides long. RefSeq lists its product as uncharacterized. The record is from RefSeq and is a predicted model, not a curated record. NCBI's taxonomy places the organism in Eukaryota, Fungi, Ascomycota, Sordariomycetes, Hypocreales, Clavicipitaceae.